AUGGUUGCCUGCGACAAGUGUUUUGUUUGGCAGCAUAUGGAAUGCACUGAUUACAAGGAAGAAGUAAAUUCAGCAUAUCUUUGCGAACAGUGUGCGCCUGAACAUCACCCUUAUCUUAAAUAUGGUUUCAGAACUUACAUUGAAUAUGCAAAAGCCAAAAAGAAGGAGCCAAGGGAGAUACAGAAUCAUCAAGCAGAGCAGCCAGACCACUCAAAUGUCAAUAAUACCACAACAACGAACUCCACUCUUACUAAUGGUCACAGUCGACGUCGUUCAACUGCCAGGUCACACUCACAAAAUGACAUUGACUUCUCUUUCGAGUCUUCGUCUCCAACUAGUCGACAGAAUGCUAACAGCAACACCACGCACAGAAAGUCAUCCUCGAAACAGGGUGACCAUCAAUUGAAUGGAAUUAAUAGUUCGGUAAAAGCACCGAAAAGAAAACAGUCAGUCAGUUCCCUUAGUGGGGAUGAAUCACUAAUCAAUGAUAGUAAUAAUAACAAUCACAAAUUCAAUAAUGACAUAGCGAGCUCUAAUGAUAAUCAUAAUAGCAUUAAAACUAAUGGUGGUUCUAAUAAUCAUAAUGUGUCGUCGUCCUCUUCGCACAAACAACGUACUCGAAAAUCAAAAAAACAGAAACAGCAGCAUAGAAUCGCGAGCAGCUCAGAUGUUGAACUAAUGUCUGAGCCUGAAGAAUUACUGGAUAUUAGUGACGCUCAAUCAGAGAUUAAAUUAUCACCGCAUUCAUCAUCAGUAGAAGUCCACCAUAUUAAUGGCGAAUGUAUCCAUGAAGAUCGUGAAAAAGAAUCCAAUUUUGACUUAACUACUAAACAAAAUAUAGAAGUUAAAAAACCUAAACCCAAGAGAUCGAGGUCAGCACUCGCAGCUGAGAACAUGACAGUCGAACAGAUGUUGGAGAGAGUGCGACGCAUGGCACAAUAUGUUGAAAAAUUUGAAAAUGAACGCGCUUCUCGUCAAAACAUCAAUAAUUUUAAUACCAAUAGAUUGGUAAGUGACGAAGAAGAGACGUCUGGAAGUAUCAAAAGGAAAUCUCGAGAAGCUACUAGUUCCUCGGCGUUACCUGUUUUGAUAACACCAUCGCCAAGUGAUCACACCAUGACACCUGAACCAUACUUCGUGUCUUCACCUCUCGAAUGCGACGUAGCAAUUUCGCCUCUCGAAUGUGACGUAGCAAUGUAUAGUCCUCCAACUACCGAAAACUCAUCUGAAAAAGAAGGUCCAACAUUGUUUGACCAAUGCGAGGAAUUGAGGAAACGAAUUCUUCGAUUCGAGCAAACUUAUGGCGAUCAGAUACGAGCUGACGAUGAACAAAAAAUAAUAAUAUAA
This is a messenger RNA of Ambispora leptoticha, 1347 nucleotides long. NCBI's taxonomy places the organism in Eukaryota, Fungi, Glomeromycota, Glomeromycetes, Archaeosporales, Ambisporaceae. The record is from the annotation of a GenBank genome assembly.